AUGGCAGAACCGACCAAGAUCUCGAUUUUAGGGCGGGAGAGCAUCGUUGCGGAAUAUGGCAUCUGGGGAACAUACAUUGUCCAAGACCUGUUGACCAAUCUUCCCUCGACUACAUAUGUCCUCGUCACGGAUACCAAUCUCGGCUCUAUAUAUCGUGAAAAGUUCGCAAAAGUCUUCAAUGAAGCCGCUGCGGCAUUGUCGCCGGCUCCUCGUCUCCUCACCAAAGAAAUCCCCCCCGGAGAAAACUCCAAGUCCCGCCAAGGAAAAGCCGAUAUCGAGGAUUGGAUGCUUCAACAGACAUGUGGUCGAGACACUGUUAUUAUUGCUUUGGGCGGUGGUGUGAUUGGAGAUUUGCUCGGUUUCGUCGCCUCAACCUACAUGCGGGGUAUCAGAUUCGUCCAGGUUCCUACGACCUUGUUGGCGAUGGUUGACUCUUCUAUCGGAGGAAAGACUGCGAUUGACACUCCUUUGGGCAAGAACCUGAUUGGCGCGAUCUGGCAACCUCAUCGAAUCUACAUUGACAUUGACUUUAUCGACACCCUUCCCGAAAGAGAAUUCAUCAACGGUAUGGCAGAAGUCAUCAAAACUGCAGCGAUUUCUGACGAAAAGGAGUUUGCCGCUUUGGAGCAGCAUGCCGAUGCAAUUUUGAAAGCUGCUCGUAGCAAGGCUGGAAAGGGACGGUUCGAUUCGGUGCGACAAGUCUUGAAGGAUCGCAUUGUCGCCUCAGCACGACACAAGGCGUAUGUGGUGACCGCAGACGAGCGAGAAGGCGGAUUGCGCAAUCUCCUCAAUUUGGGUCAUUCGAUUGGGCAUGCGAUCGAAGCAAUUCUGUCACCUCAAGUCCUCCAUGGUGAAUGCGUUGCUAUCGGUAUGGUCAAGGAGUUGGAACUCGCACGAUACCUCGGAAUCCUUAAGCCUAUCGCCGUUUCCCGAAUGGUCAAAUGCCUUUCUAAAUAUGGUCUGCCUACAUCUCUGAAAGACGCGCGCGUGAGGAAACACACUGCUGGCAAGCACUGCUCUUUGGAGCAGCUGAUGGCCAACAUGGCCUUGGAUAAGAAGAACGACGGUCCCAAGAAAAAGGUUGUCCUGCUAUCAGCCAUCGGAAAAACCUACGAGCCAAAGGCCAGUGUCGUUUCGAACGAAGACAUCAGGGUUGUCCUCGCACCCAGCAUUGAAGUAAUCCCCGGUGUGCCCAAAAACCUUAAUGUCGUUUGUGCCCCUCCCGGCUCAAAGAGUAUCUCCAACAGAGCUCUUGUCCUUGCAGCUCUCGGUUCGGGAACAGUUCGAGUCAAGAACUUACUUCACUCGGACGACACAGAGGUCAUGCUUAACGCUCUAGAGCGCCUUGGUGCCGCGACUUUUGCCUGGGAAGAUGAAGGAGAGGUGCUCGUUGUGAAUGGCAACGGUGGCAAGAUGCAGGCCAGUCCUACAGAGUUAUACUUGGGUAACGCCGGUACAGCCUCGAGAUUCCUUACAUCGGUUGCAACGCUCUCCGGUAAAGGAUCUGUUGAUUACAACAUUCUCACCGGAAACAACCGUAUGAAGCAGAGACCUAUUGGUGACUUGGUCGAUGCUCUUACUGUCAAUGGUGCUCAAGUUGAGUACUUGGAGAAGGCUGGCAGUUUGCCAUUGAAGAUUGCUGCGUCGGGUGGAUUCAAAGGUGGUCGUAUUAACCUCGCUGCCAAGGUUUCAUCCCAAUAUGUUUCUUCACUUUUGAUGUGCGCGCCUUACGCGAAGGAGCCGGUCACCCUGAAACUAGUUGGAGGCAAGCCAAUUUCCCUGUCCUACAUUGAAAUGACCACGGCUAUGAUGCGAUCGUUUGGAAUUGAUGUGCAGAAGUCAACAACCGAGGAAUGGACCUACCACAUCCCACAAGGCUCUUACACCAACCCCCCAGAAUACGUUAUUGAAAGUGAUGCUAGUUCUGCAACCUACCCUCUGGCAAUUGCUGCGGUCACCGGCACAACCUGCACUGUCCCCAACAUUGGUUCAGCUAGUUUACAAGGUGAUGCCCGCUUUGCCGUGGAGGUAUUGAGACCGAUGGGAUGCAAUGUCGAGCAGACUGCUACUUCUACUACAGUCACAGGUCCAGCAGAUGGCGUUUUGCGCCCGCUGCCAAAUGUUGAUAUGGAACCAAUGACAGAUGCGUUCUUGGGUGCUUCCGUUCUUGCUGCAAUUGCACAAGGCAAGGGAGGAAACAAUACAACCAGGAUUUAUGGUAUUGCCAAUCAGCGAGUCAAGGAAUGCAACCGUAUCGAGGCUAUGAGGGUUGAAUUGGCCAAAUUUGGCGUUGUAUGUCGCGAGCAUCCUGAUGGCCUUGAGAUUGAUGGUAUUAAUCGGUCUUCUCUUCGACAUCCCGCUGGCGGCGUUUUCUGCUAUGACGACCACCGUGUCGCAUUCAGCUUCAGCAUUUUGUCGCUAGUAGCUCCCACGUCUACGCUCAUUCUUGAAAAGGAAUGUGUCGGUAAGACAUGGCCAACAUACUGGGACGCUCUGAAACAGAAAUUCGGAGUGCAACUCGAAGGCAAGGAACUCGCUGAGAGUGAAGUUACGCAUGGAUCCGCUGAUCGAUCAAAUGCAUCCAUCAUCAUCAUCGGUAUGCGUGGAGCAGGAAAGACGACAACUGGUCGCUGGGCUGCAAAAGCACUCAACCGGAAAUUCAUUGAUCUGGAUGUUGAGCUGGAGCAGACUGAGGGCAAGACUAUUCCAGAUCUCAUCAAGGAACGUGGUUGGCAGGGAUUCCGCGAUGCUGAGCUUUCACUAUUCAAGCGUGCAUUGGCUGAGCGACCUACUGGUCAUGUUUUUGCCUGCGGUGGUGGUAUUGUUGAAAUUGCGGAAGCAAGAAAAAUCCUUGUUGACUACCACAAGAACAAGGGUAACGUUCUUUUGGUCAUGAGAGAUAUCAAAAAGGUCAUGGAAUUCUUGAACAUCGACAAGACCAGACCCGCUUAUAUUGAAGACAUGAUGAGUGUGUGGCUACGACGCCAGCCUUGGUAUCAGGAAUGCAGCAACGUUCAAUACUACAGCAGGCAUAGCAGCUCCCCAGAGCUUGCACUUGCCAUGGAUGACUUUGGGCGGUUCAUUCAGUUCGUAUCUGGCCAGACUGAUUAUCUGGCUGCCAUUAGAAAGAAACACCUUUCUUUCUUUGUGUCUCUUACUUUGCCAGAUUUGCGCGAGAGUGGUGAUUUACUUCGCACAGUUGCUUCUGGUUCAGAUGCUGUGGAGCUACGCGUUGAUUUACUCAAGGAUCCAUCAUCAGACAGCGUAAUUCCUUCAGCAGAGUAUGUGGCUGAGCAGAUCUCAUUCUACCGCAGUCGGGUUUCCCUUCCUAUUGUCUUCACGAUACGUACAGUCAGCCAGGGAGGUAAAUUCCCUGAUGACGCACACGAUGCUGCCUUGGAGUUGAUCAUGCUCGCUAUCCGCAGUGGAUGCGAGUUUAUCGAUCUUGAGAUUACAUUCCCAGAAGACCUGCUACGAAAAGUGACUGAAUCCAAGGCUCAUGCUAAGAUUAUUGCGUCUCAUCAUGACCCACGAGGAAAGUUGAAUUGGGCCAAUGGAUCCUGGAUUCAGUACUACAACAAAGCCCUACAGUACGGAGACAUUAUCAAGUUAGUGGGCGUGGCAGAAACCCUCAAGGACAACACAUCGCUGAAAGACUUCAAAGACUGGGCUGAACAGGCUCAUCCGGAUGUGCCUGUCAUCGCCAUCAACAUGGGUGACAAGGGACAACUCAGUCGCAUGCUCAACGGUUUUUUGACUCCUGUCAGCCACCCUGCUCUUCCAUUCAAGGCUGCACCCGGACAACUGUCAGCUGCCGAAAUCCGUAGAGGAUUGUCAAUUAUGGGUGAAAUCCCAGCCAAGAAAUUUGCGGUCCUCGGAAAACCUGUCUCAGCCUCCCGGUCACCUCCAAUGCACAACACGCUCUUCGAGCAGAAUGGAUUGCCGCAUGUAUACACCCGAUUGGAGACUGACAAAGCACAGGAUGUGAAGGAAUUCAUUCGCUCUCCCGAUUUCGGAGGUGCAUCAGUCACAAUCCCACUCAAGCUGGACAUCAUCCCACUCAUCGACGAGAUCCUGAACGAAGCCGAGAUCAUCGGUGCAGUCAACACCAUCAUCCCCGUCGAGGGCAAAGACGGCAGCACUCGCCUGGUUGGUCGCAACACCGACUGGUCUGGCAUUGUACGAUGUCUCCGCGAGGCCGGUGCACACAGCAACGAAGGCAAAUCCAGUGCUCUAGUGAUCGGCGGCGGAGGCACUGCCCGCGCCGCAAUCUACGCUCUGCAUCACAUGGGCUUUUCAACCAUUUACGUCCUCGGCCGUUCACCUGAAAAGAUUCAAAACAUGGCCUCUACCUUCCCGACAGGCUUCGACAUUCGCGUCCUAGAACAUGCCAAUGAUGUUGAAAGCAUCCCCCGUGUCGCAGUAGGCACCAUUCCGGGUGACAAGCCCAUUGAGUCAAAUAUACGCGAAAUCCUCUGCACCAUUUUCCAGCGCAGCGGUAGUGCCGGUGACGAAUCGGGUGUUCUGCUAGAAAUGGCAUACAAGCCAUCGGUGACUCCGUUGAUACAGUUGGCGUCUGAUUAUGGAUGGACUACCAUUCCAGGACUAGAAGCUCUUGUCGGGCAGGGAGUGUACCAGUUUGAGUACUGGACGGGGAUUACGCCGGUUUACGAGGUUGCCAGAAAUGCGGUCCUCGGUACGAAUGAGACCAAGUAA
Messenger RNA from Talaromyces marneffei, 4716 nucleotides. RefSeq lists its product as uncharacterized. The coding region runs from base 1 to 4716 and encodes 1571 amino acids. The transcript is spliced from 2 exons. Gene Ontology annotation, molecular function: 3-dehydroquinate dehydratase activity; shikimate 3-dehydrogenase (NADP+) activity; shikimate kinase activity. Lineage: Eukaryota; Fungi; Ascomycota; Eurotiomycetes; Eurotiales; Trichocomaceae. Gene Ontology annotation, cellular component: cytoplasm. The record is from RefSeq and is a predicted model, not a curated record. Gene Ontology annotation, biological process: chorismate biosynthetic process; aromatic amino acid biosynthetic process.